Aspergillus melleus is the source of this 828-nucleotide messenger RNA. RefSeq names its product YoaK family protein. The transcript is spliced from 2 exons. Lineage: Eukaryota; Fungi; Ascomycota; Eurotiomycetes; Eurotiales; Aspergillaceae. The coding region runs from base 1 to 828 and encodes 275 amino acids. The record is from RefSeq and is a predicted model, not a curated record.
AUGUCUGAUGUGUCGUAUCCCAAGAAGAAUCGUCUGUCGACGUUUCUCAGGGCGGACAUUCAGCCCAGGUAUACAGAUUGGCUGCUACUCGCCUGCUGUUUCACGUCUGGCGUGGUAGAUAGCACGAUAUACAAUGCAUACAACACUUUCGUCUCCAUGCAAACCGGUCAGUCUCUAUCCCCUCCAAGCAUCUCCAUUUCAUAUUCUCACAAAGAAUACACAGGAAACACAAUUUUCGUCGGUCUAGGCGCCUCCAACCAAAAUCCCCGACCAUACGGCUGGGCCCGAUCCCUGACCUCAAUCGGGUGCUUCAUCAUAGGGUCGUUUCUCUUCGCGCGUCUCAACCGCCUCCUGGGCUCCAAGAAACGAGGAACCCUGAUCCUCUCCUUUCUCCUCCAGGUCGUCAUGCUGAUCCUCACCGCUGCAUUGGUCACAGGCGGCGCGAUUGCGGGUAUCCCAGAGGACCCGUUUUCGACCAGUGAGGCAGAAACGGAAUGGACGCAGGAAGUACCCAUCGUGCUUUUAAGUAUCCAGUCAGCUGGUCAGAUCGUGGCGAGUCGCGCGUUAGGCUUCAACGAGAUCCCGACAGUCGUGAUCACGAGCCUGAUUUGUGAUAUGAUGUCUGAUCCGAAGUUGUUCUUGUUAAGGAACGAGAAGAGAGAUCGGAGGCUGCUGGCGUUCGUCUUGACGAUGGUGGGUGCUAUUGCUGGAGGUUGGAUCACGAAAGGUACGGGGGAUAUUUAUGCGUCGUUGUGGAUUGCGGCGGGGAUUAAGUUGGGGAUUGCUGGGGCUUGGGUAUUUUGGGGUGAUGAGGUGGUUUCGUCUUGA